Centropristis striata (black sea bass) is the source of this 408-nucleotide messenger RNA. RefSeq names its product proline rich transmembrane protein 1B-like. The record is from RefSeq and is a predicted model, not a curated record. The transcript has 2 exons. Lineage: Eukaryota; Metazoa; Chordata; Actinopteri; Perciformes; Serranidae. The coding region runs from base 48 to 308 and encodes 86 amino acids. Gene Ontology annotation, cellular component: membrane.
UGCAGGUCCUGACCUGCAGCCUCUCAGCCGAGCAGAGACGAGGGGACAUGGAGCGAGGUCAGCAGCGCGACAUAGCGCCCACCUACCUGGGCUGGUCCAUCUUCAACACACUGUGCUGCUGCCUGCCGCUGGGCAUCGCCGCCAUCAUCUACUCCGUCAAGGCGGACAGUGCGAACACUCACGGGGACGGAGCUCGGGCCCUGGAGGCAUCACGGACGGCCCGGACCUUAAACGUCAUCGCUCUGGUGUGUGGAAUCAUCCUGCUCAUCAUCUUCAUCGUUCUCAAGACUCAGCAGAAGGAGCAGUGAUGCUCCUGCUCCACAUCUUCACAGUGUGACUCUCUGUCUCUCAGAGCAGAGAAACUGUUAAACUGAUCUGAUUCCAUUGUCUGAAACAUGUCUCUGUCUG